Molecule: messenger RNA, 1197 nt
Organism: Phoenix dactylifera (date palm)
Lineage: Eukaryota; Viridiplantae; Streptophyta; Magnoliopsida; Arecales; Arecaceae
Source: RefSeq, a predicted model, not a curated record
AAAUCUAUAGGGGGAGGGAGAUCGCAGAUGGUCCCAAAAUUGGGUUCAUUUUGGUACAGCUCCGAGCGGCGGAGCAAGGAGGGGCUGCUCUCCUCGUUUCUCAAGGAGGGGGAGUGGGGGCUCGGCCUCGACUUCGAUGAGGAGGAGGAGGAGAGAGGGUGCCUCCGGCGCCUCGGUGACGGGAUCGCCGGGCUGUGGGGCAAGGCGCGGGAGCUGGUGGACAAGGGAUGGAAGUUCGGGGCGUCGGAUCCGAGGAAAGUGAUUUUCGCCGCAAAGAUGCGGCUUGCGCUCACUCUGACCUUGUUCAUCAUCUUCCUCAAGGAGGCCUCCAUGGACCUUACCAAGCACGCCGUCUGGGCCAUCCUCACCGUCGUCGUCGUCUUCGAAUUCAGCGUAGGUUCAACGCUUAGCAAAGGGUUUAAUCGGGCUAUAGGAACACUAACUGCUGGAGGGCUUGCUCUAGGGGUUGCAGAGUUAUCCACAUUGACGGGACAGUUUGAGGAACUAGUCAUUAUUAUCUGCACCUUUAUUGCUGGGUUUUUUGCAAGCUUUAUUAAAUUCUACCCAACAAUGAAGCCUUAUGAAUAUGGCCUCCGGUGUUUCUUGGUCACUUUUGCUGUCAUUAUUACAUUGGGAUAUCGGAUGGGGGAAUUUAGCACGGCUGUGAGUCGACUUGUCCUUAUUGUGCUUGGUGCUGGUGUUAGUUUGGGAGUUAAUAUUUGCAUCUACCCAAUCUGGGCAGGAGAGGAUCUGCAUAACCUGGUAGCAAAAAAUUUCAUGAGCGUAGCAAAGUCUUUGGAAGGCUCUGUCAAUGGGUACAUUCAGUGCAUUGAAUUUGAGAGGGUUCCUUCUAAAAUUCUUACAUCUCAAGCUUCUGAUGAUCCUUUAUACAGUGGGUAUAGGUCAGCUGUUGAAUCAAAAAGCCAAGAGGAUACUCUUUUAGGCUUUGCUAUGUGGGAGCCACCCCAUGGUCCUUAUAAGAUGUUGAGAUAUCCCUGGAAGAACUAUGUUAAAGUUGGUGGUGCACUAAGGCACUGUGUCUUCAUGGUUAUGGCAUUGCAUGGCUGCAUACUUUCAGAAAUUCAGGGUAAACAGAUGAUUGGCUCAAGGUUAAAGGGUCGUUCAAUUGCUCUGUUGUGUGGACUCUUGUUUGAUUGUUUGUUACUGAUGUAACUAAUGAUUGUCUCUGUAGACUCC